AAGAACCUUGCGAACACGAUCGGUUGCAACGCCGCGAGCACUGCCGGUGGCUGAGUUUGGGCAUGCGGGGCUGCGCGCAGCGCCUCCGCAGGCAUUGCAUGCGUUGAUCGCUGCCUACACUCCACGUUCACCGUUACCACCAUCAUGGAAGACAUGAGCAAAUACACAGAAAACCCCUUUGCGUCCACGCACUCCUUGGACGCGAACCCUUUCGAGGAUCCUAUACCGGAGCCCAGCCUCAACUAUGCCAGUACUACCGAUGCUGCACGAUUGGAGACACUGAGCCAGCGCGAGAGAGAUCUCGAACGGAGGGAGCAGGAGCUGAACCAGAAAGCUGAACACAUCAGGAGAUUCGGGCGGAAUAAUUGGCCUCCCUUCUACCCCGUCAUUUUUCACUCCAUCAAGGAUGAAAUUCCGGAGGGCUUCCAACAACUGAUAACGCGACUGUAUCAGCUAUGGUUUGUGCUGGUCGGCACACUGGUUAUCAACAUGAUCGCAUGUAUCUUCGUCCUAACUUCGGGUUCGAGCAACGGCGCAAGUGACCUUGGAUCGAGUAUUGGCUAUCUUAUCGUCAUACCGCCUCUCUCUUUCCUCCUGUGGUACCGACCAAUCUAUAACGGGUUCAUGAAGGAGCAAGCCUUAUAUUACUAUUUAUACUUUGUAUUCUGUGGCUUCCAUUUGCUAUACUCGCUAUAUAUGAUUAUAGGCAUUCCAAGCACUGGCUCUGCGGGCCUCAUCCAAAUGAUCCAAAUGUAUGUCAGAGGAGCCAUCGCGGCCGGAAUCCUGGGCACUAUCGCAUCUAUCGGUUGGAUUUUGCAAGGUGUCGGAAAUGCCAUAUUUUACCGACAAAUUUGGGCACACAACAAAGCAGCCGGCCACUCUGUCGAAAAGGCGAAAGCCGAGCUUGCUACCCAUGGUGCGAAAGCGUAUUUCACGCGAGGUUAG
Molecule: messenger RNA, 945 nt
Organism: Laetiporus sulphureus 93-53
Lineage: Eukaryota; Fungi; Basidiomycota; Agaricomycetes; Polyporales; Laetiporaceae
Product: scamp-domain-containing protein
Exons: 11
Coding region: 145-945 (266 amino acids)
Biological process (GO): protein transport
Cellular component (GO): recycling endosome membrane; trans-Golgi network membrane
Source: RefSeq, a predicted model, not a curated record